AGCGCCGUUUGACCAGGACGACGUGAGAAAUGCGCACCAAAACGUAAAACGAGCAUGUGUGCAACAGAGAUGCAAUACAAACCUAUAAUUCUUCUCCGACAUUUCAACAUCACAACAUAAUUGUGGUUUUUAAGCCUGAAUGAUAAGACUAGGGUUGAGAGAACUAGAAGAUCAUGGCGAACACAGUGAUAAAUGGUCAUGAAGGUGAACGACAAGGAGAAUUUCAGGUUAUGCACUUAGAACCUCGACCUCUUCGGCCUUUCAAGUCGAGCGAAGAGUAUUUGUAUGCCAUGAAAGAAGACAUAGCUGACUGGUUAAAUACGCUCUACGACCUAAGAAUCACUGCCGAAAAUUUUAUAGAAAGUCUCGAAACGGGGGUCGUUUUGUGUCGACAUGCAAAUCAGGUUGUCAGAACGGCUCGGGAUUGGCGACACUCUGGUCGAAACGGCCUCAAUACGGUCAUCCCGGAGCGUGACGUGGUGUAUCGCAGUGAGGUCCAGCCCGGAACAUUUCAUGCACGGGACAAUGUCUCCAACUUUAUCACGUGGUGUAGGAGUCUCUCGAUCAUGGAAUGCUUGCUGUUCGAGACAGACGAUUUGGUGCUGAGGAAGAACGAGAAAAGCUUCAUCUUGUGUCUACUGGAGGUGGCACGACGAGGUUCGAAAUUCGGAAUGGCCGCUCCACUCUUGGUCCAGAUGGAGGAUGAGAUCGAUGCCGAACUGGCGAAAGAUGAGUUUGACUCCGACGGCCACGAAGCUGACGACGACUCUGAUGCUACCAGCACGUCCGGCGUUGGAGAGCCCCGGCCUCAGAUUAUUACCAACGAUCUCCGAAGUCUUCACGAAAGG
Messenger RNA from Limulus polyphemus (Atlantic horseshoe crab), 848 nucleotides. Its product is annotated as GAS2-like protein pickled eggs. Lineage: Eukaryota; Metazoa; Arthropoda; Merostomata; Xiphosura; Limulidae. The annotation marks the transcript as partial. Gene Ontology annotation, cellular component: cytoplasm; actin filament; stress fiber. The record is from RefSeq and is a predicted model, not a curated record. The transcript has 2 exons. Gene Ontology annotation, molecular function: actin filament binding; cytoskeletal adaptor activity; microtubule binding. Gene Ontology annotation, biological process: regulation of microtubule polymerization or depolymerization; microtubule bundle formation; protein localization to microtubule plus-end.